AUGUCUCCUUUUGAGCUCCUUGGUCUAACAGCUGCACUGUGGAUCGUGUGUCAUAUCCUUCUCGCAAUCUACAAUGUCUUCCUUCAUCCUCUACGCAAGUACCCCGGGCCCAUCCUCGAUGCUGCUACCCAGCUCCCUUACGUUUACCAUAUGAUUAAGGGCGAAAAUUCCAAAUAUAUCGCCAAGCUACACGAAAAAUACGGUGAGAUCGUGCGGGUUGGCCCUCGCGAGAUUUCCUACACCAGUGCAUCAGCCAACCGAACCAUCUUUGGCGGUCGGCCAACGGAGGAGACCGUUUUCGAGAAGAACCCAGUCGUCUGGUUACAGGGCUCUGGAGAGGCACAUAACAUCUUCUUCGCUCGCCAUCGUGAACAUGCACGGUAUCGCAAGAUGAUAGCGCCAGCUUUCUCAGAAGCUGCUAUUCGAGAACAGGAGCCAGUCAUUCAGGAGUACGUAACGAAAUUCAUUGAUGGGAUGCGCGAGCGGUCCGGCAAGGCUUGUUAUCCAGAUGCGAACGGGGUUGUCAACAUCCAAGCAUGGUACAAUUUCUUCGUCUUUGACAUCCUCAGCCGAUUAUCCUUUGGUACAACUGUGGGUUCUCUGGAUCAAGGGGAUUAUCAUCCCUGGGUGACAGUUAUUUUUGGAGCAAUAAAACAUUCACAAUAUGUCCAAGCGGCUCAUCGGCUGCGGCCAUACCAUCGACUACUCGAACUCUUUAUCCCAAAGGCGAUCAGCGAACCCUACGAUACGCACAUGGAGUUUGCUGGAAAGACACUCCUAGAGCGGCAGAAGGGCGACUCCAUCGGCCGGGCAGACUUUGCCUCUUUCGUUCUGAAGGGGAUGUCGGAAGCCGAACUACUUGAUAAUGUGAAUAUUCUGGUUGCCGCAGGGGGGGACACGACUGCGGCAACAAUGACCUCGAUGACAUAUUACUUGACGCAUAACCCAGAAAGCUACCGAAAGCUAGUUGAAGAGGUCCGGGGCACUUUUCAGGCUGAAGAGGAAAUCACUGUUUCAUCGGUUGCAAAUCUCAAGUAUCUUCGAGCGGUAAUUCAAGAAACCAUGCGAAUCCACCCGCCAGUCCCCGUGGGCCUACACCGAGUUGUUCCGCGGAGCGGUGCCGCGAUUGAUGGCCGGUGGCUACCAGGCGAGGUACGUAUCCAUGCCAAUCUGCUUCUAGCUAACUAA
Molecule: messenger RNA, 1188 nt
Organism: Trichophyton benhamiae CBS 112371
Lineage: Eukaryota; Fungi; Ascomycota; Eurotiomycetes; Onygenales; Arthrodermataceae
Exons: 2
Coding region: 1-1188 (395 amino acids)
Molecular function (GO): iron ion binding; heme binding; oxidoreductase activity, acting on paired donors, with incorporation or reduction of molecular oxygen
Source: RefSeq, a predicted model, not a curated record